AUGGACCGGCACCAGGAAUGCACUUACAAUCGAUUCCUGGAUCAUGUGGAUGACCAGGCAAUAAUCACAUCUCGCGAAGACCCAGAACACCACCAACAAGAGAGUCCGCCGGCCACAGAAUCUGAUCCCGACUUGGAUACUCAACAAACUACCUCCGAGGCAGACCCAUUGCCUUACUUCACCCCUAUUUCCGAGUCGGACACGUCAAUAGGUGUCCUGCAAGAAGCUCCAACAUUUUUCCCUCUUGACCAACCUCUGGGUCCCUUGUCGAUGCAAACCGAAUCAACGGAUUUCCAGUUGUUAACAUGGGUGCCUGAAGGGCUGUGGAACGUCUACGAUAUGAUAACUCAUCCCGCCUGUCUUCCCUCACCGUCACCGAUGAGCCCCCUGAAGCUUUCCUUCUUGGCUAAAUUUACGUCAACUAGAGGCAUGGCAAACUCGUUUGACUGUGGUAACUCCACAGAGCGCAAACAACUCAUGUUAGCCCUCGCUCCAGCGGCACCAAAUGAUUUGUUAACGCCGGAGAUCAACGAUGAUCUGGUGUUGCGUAGUUCGCAGCUUCAAUGUGAUUUCACAUUAGAGCAGGACUUGCACCCUACCGAUUUUGAGCAUACUGCCACCUCAACAAACUGGGUUGAAUGGGUGAAGGAUUAUUCAUCAAGAGAUUCAGUCCAAGAGUCUGCCCUCUCCCAAGGCACUGGUGGAUUGCGCGAAGACUCUAUUCAUCCACUCGAGCUGAAGAUGCAUGAAAUCGUUCUCGGCAUCCAAGAACAUUGGCACGUCAAUUCCAUUGAUAGUGCAAGCUCGCCAGGAUGGACGCCAAUGACGAUGAUGCUGUGCUAUCGCUUCUUCUCGCCUGUCAAUCUUGACAGGUAUCUCGUCUCUUUCUGGUCCUUCUGGCACCCCAACUGGCCCGUCUUUCACAAGCCUACCUUCGUUGCAGCUCAGAAUCCAGCUCAUCUCCUUGUUGCAAUGGCUUUGAUUGGCGCAUGCCUCACAACGAACGAGACCGAUCGUGACCACGCCAUGUUCUGGAUCGCCGCGGUAGAAGAGUGGGUGUUCUCGGACGCUAACUUCAGCGAAGAUCCCAUUCCCGAAACCGACAAGGAGUUCGAUGAGGUGACAGUUAGGCUGCGUUUGAAUGCCAUUCGAGCGGCAUACUGUGUUGUUCUUCUACACUCCUGGGAGGGUGGCGAAGAUCAAAAGCGACGUGCGCGGAGAACUCGCUUUACGCAGGUCAUUGCCGUGGCCAGAAGCCUCCCCCUUUCUAUUGCAAUACAUGGCGAUUUGCGAAGGUAUACAAGCGUUGAUGACAUGCAUCGAAAUUGGAGAAAUUUCAUUUUAAAAGAAGAGCUCAUUCGGACGGUGACUUAUGUUUUCUUGCUCGACAUGGGAUAUGUCAUCUUCAAUAACACACCUCCGCGAAUGGUGAUAUUCGAACUUGACAUCGGAUUAGCAUGCCCAGAGCCAUGUUUCCAAGCUACCGAUGCAGAAACAUGGAUCCUUAGUGUCAAGGCUUGGUCGGAAACCUAUGUUGGCCAGAGGCAACCCUCAAUGUCGAACAUGAUGGAAGCCGUGAUGAAAGAAAUACCAACUCAAGAGGAGUGGAAGAUGUUGAAACAAAUGAGCUCACUCAACUUCUUUACUCUUGCUUCUGCUUUCCACAGCCUAAUAUUCCACCACCACGGUGGACCUACAUGUUGGAACCAGGCGUCUCUAAUCCGACAUGCUCUCAAAAAUUGGAGGCAAGCUUGGCUGAGUCGCGAGCUAUUGGGAAGCCUUCAAGAGCUGGAACAUGCCGUACUAUUCGAUGCGUGGAGGAAGAUUGGCUUCAUGCGAUAUGCGAUGGAGUUUUGGUGUCUUGGGUGUAUCGUGUACAAGCGAGCGGAAUACAUGAGAAGUCUGAGACGCGACUCCAACCAAGGACAGCGGGGAACUUUUAAGAAGGGGUUUCUGGAAGUAUACGACAACUCGGACAUGGAGCAGGUCCAUGAAUUGAUCCUUCGUUUUCACGAAAUGAACUUUGGGGUGGACAUUUUGUAA
Molecule: messenger RNA, 2043 nt
Organism: Ilyonectria robusta
Lineage: Eukaryota; Fungi; Ascomycota; Sordariomycetes; Hypocreales; Nectriaceae
Exons: 2
Coding region: 1-2043 (680 amino acids)
Biological process (GO): regulation of transcription by RNA polymerase II; DNA-templated transcription
Cellular component (GO): chromatin
Molecular function (GO): zinc ion binding; DNA-binding transcription factor activity, RNA polymerase II-specific; RNA polymerase II cis-regulatory region sequence-specific DNA binding
Source: RefSeq, a predicted model, not a curated record